UGCCGCCCGUCCUGCCGCCCGUCCUGCCGCCGCGAUGUUUGUGCCUUGCGAGCGGGGCGGCGGCUCCCUCAGCUCCGACUUCACAGGCUUCACUCUGCUCAUGCCAGCUGUGUCGGUGGGAAAUGUUGGUCAGCUGGCAAUAGACCUCGUGAUUUCCACACUCAACAUGACUAAAGUUGGUUACUUCUACACGGAUUGCCUGGUGCCAAUGGUUGGAAAUAAUCCAUAUGCAACAGCAGAAGAUAACUCAACGGAGCUGAGUAUAAAUGCUGAAGUGUAUUCCUUACCUGCAAAGAAACUUGUAGUUCUGCAGAUCAGAUCACCUUUUAUAAAGAAUAAGUACAGGCCCUUCUGUCAAACACUGCUGUCUUGGGUGGAAAGCAGCAAAUGUGCCAGAGUCAUCAUUCUGUCUAGCAGCCAUGCCUACCAGCGCGAUGAUGAGCAACUUCUUGGAACACCGCUACGUUACCUACUUACACCUGAUCUUGAGAAAGCAGUUGGAGGCCGUAUGCAGGAGCUGAACUGGAAAGAAAUGGAAAAAGUAGCAGCUUACCCUGGAAUAAAUGACACAGAAAAAGUUCUACAUAUUCCUGGAGGUGGCAUCACAAAGCUGUUGUUUACUGAGAGCUGCUCAAAAGGAAUCCAAAUGGCAGUUCUUCUGAAAUUCUGUUCAGAAGGGGACAACAUCCCUGAUGCCUUUACCCUUGUUAACUAUCUUAAUGAGUGGCUCCAGCUAAUUAAAUGCGAAAGCAACAAUUCCACAGAUACUUCUUCACAAUGGAAAAUACCAAGUUCUUGGCGCUUACUUUUUGGCAACGGCCUUCCACCUGCACUCUUCUGAUCAGUUUGCAGUUCAGGUCUGUAAGUCGUGUGCAGUCUCAAACAUCCCUGGCAAAGGAGAUUAUAUAGUAAUUGCCAAGCAACAGCAGCUUAAUUUGUUGUGUACAUAAGUUCUUUAUUUAAGAAAAAAAUCUUUUUGCAGAUGUGGGUAGCUAAAGGAAUUAGGGUAACUUUCACAGAUUGACUGAAGAAGUAUGUUUUGUACAGUUGUUUAUUGAAUAAUUUUUGUUGCCUUUUUUUCUAAUAAAAUAUUUUUUAAAAAAGC
This is a messenger RNA of Apus apus (common swift), 1105 nucleotides long. RefSeq names its product proteasome assembly chaperone 2 (gene PSMG2). Gene Ontology annotation, biological process: proteasome assembly. The transcript has 7 exons. Gene Ontology annotation, cellular component: cytosol; nucleus. Lineage: Eukaryota; Metazoa; Chordata; Aves; Apodiformes; Apodidae. The coding region runs from base 35 to 841 and encodes 268 amino acids. The record is from RefSeq and is a predicted model, not a curated record.